Messenger RNA from Polyodon spathula (Mississippi paddlefish), 6618 nucleotides. RefSeq names its product alpha-parvin. The transcript is spliced from 13 exons. Gene Ontology annotation, biological process: establishment or maintenance of cell polarity; cilium assembly; substrate adhesion-dependent cell spreading. The record is from RefSeq and is a predicted model, not a curated record. Gene Ontology annotation, cellular component: cytoplasm; actin cytoskeleton; focal adhesion. Bases 189 to 1313 code for a protein of 374 amino acids. Lineage: Eukaryota; Metazoa; Chordata; Actinopteri; Acipenseriformes; Polyodontidae. Gene Ontology annotation, molecular function: actin binding.
GGGAGCAGAGGCAAAGGGAAGGGAGCUGGACUACAUUUGCAGGGAGCUGAGAUCUGAAGGUUGAUCAAAUACUUGAAAUUCCGCUUCCGUCUGAGUAGGGGCAGCUUCUGAUUAAAGUAGGGACACUUUAGGAGUUUUUUCUCGUUCUCUCUGUCCCUCAAUCAAUCCUAAAACAACGGGGUUUAGCAAUGGCUUCUUCGCCCCAGAAAUCUCCGUCCACCCCAAAAUCUCCUACCGGUACCCCUAAAUCGCCUCCUUCAAGAAAGAAAGAUGACUCCUUUCUCGGCAAACUUGGAGGGACUUUGGCAAGGAGGAAAAAAGCGAAAGAAGUCUCUGAACUUCAGGAGGAAGGGAUAAAUGCUAUCAACCUGCCUCUCAGCCCUAUUCCUUUUGAACUGGACCCAGAGGAUACCAUGCUAGAGGAGAAUGAAGUCAGAACAAUGGUUGACCCAAACUCCAGAAAUGACCCCAGACUUCAAGAACUAAUGAAGGUAUUAAUAGACUGGAUCAAUGACGUGCUGGUUGGAGAGAGAAUCAUUGUGAAGGACGUGUCAGAGGAUCUGUAUGAUGGACAAGUGCUCCAGAAGCUGUUUGAAAAGCUGGAGGGCGAGAAACUGAAUGUGGCUGAAGUGACCCAAUCAGAAAUCGCUCAGAAACAGAAGCUGCAGACGGUUUUAGAGAAGAUCAAUGACACUCUGAAAGUCUCCCCUAGGAACAUCAGAUGGAAUGUUGACUCUGUCCAUGCCAAGAGCUUGGUGGCCAUUCUGCACUUAUUGGUAGCCCUGUCCCAGCACUUCAGGGCACCCAUCAGGCUACCUGAUCACGUGUCUAUCCAGGUGGUGGUGGUUCAGAAGCGCGAGGGAAUUCUUCAGUCUCGCCAGGUUCAAGAGGAAAUCACUGGUAACACUGAGGCUUUAUCAGGAAGGCAUGAAAGGGAUGCCUUUGACACGUUGUUUGAUCACGCUCCGGACAAGCUGAAUGUCGUGAAAAAGACCCUGAUCACAUUUGUGAACAAGCAUUUAAAUAAACUCAAUCUGGAGGUUACUGAAUUAGACACUCAGUUUGCUGAUGGCGUCUACCUCGUCCUUAUCAUGGGACUACUGGAGGGCUAUUUUGUUCCUCUCUACAACUUUUUUCUCACCCCAGAACACUUUGAACAAAAGGUGCAUAACGUUUCCUUCUCCUUCGAACUGAUGCAGGAUGGAGGUUUGGAAAAACCCAAACCCAGGCCAGAAGAUAUCGUGAAUUGUGACCUGAAGUCAACUUUGAGAGUGCUCUACAACCUGUUCACCAAAUACAGGAAUGUGGAGUAAACAGGAAGUGACUCGGGGUGUGUUUCCAGAACAACGACUACUGUCAGACUCAAGUUGUUUAUUCUGCCUUCCUGUUUCAUUCAAUGCAAUAGAAAAACAUAGCCACAGUACAGAUACAGUAGGUAACUGCGGCUUAGUGGUAAUGUAAGCCUCAAGACACUGUAGUGCCUAUUUAAAAGGGACCACAGAAUGUAAACAAAGCAAUAAAAUGAGGCCCAUAGGAAGAAUACAACAGUACUAUAUAGUAUACCCCUAAAUCAUUCAUAUAUUUUACAUUCAAAACGUGGUAAUUGUUUGCAAGUUCCUAAAUUGAAGUAUUUUUAUGGUAAAAUCCACUGAUCUAGUGGAUUUUUGUGCUGAAGAUCUUUGUGUUCCUUGCUUGUUUAUACUUUAUACAGGAAGUACAGGUUUUUGUAGAUUGAAAAAGUUGAAGUUGUUUCUUCCUGGUGUCCUGGAGACUGGAGUGAAAUUGAGUGACAGUACAGCACAGUAAUUUCAGACCAUGAAGUAGCAACUUUGACUUCUUUAGCAUCUUUUUGGAAACGCCUCCAUAGUCUACAGGGAAAAAUAACAAAUAAGUAACGUAAACACAGAAACAGAGAAACAGGCAUAUGAUACUGUACGCUAGUCCUAGUGAGAGGAAAGGAAAUUAUUUUAAAGAUUUUGAAACCAGCAAUUAACGUUUGUUGUGCUAAAAUGAAAUGGCUUCUGAAGGUAGCUGUACCGUAUCACCAGUUACAACUAACUGAAAUCCCAGAAAGCAAGUAACUGCUGUACUAAACCAACACUGACAGUCUUUCACAUGUUGAGCACUCAUUUGGUUCACUGCUAAGUGCCUUUUAUCUGAAACUCAGUUUGUUUAGAAACCAUACAAUUAAUAACGACACCGGUAUAGUUCUUAAAAUAUAAAUUUGUAUUUAUUCUUAAAUAUUAAAAUUUAUUUAUGAAUGAUCAUUUGAAGAGAGUCCAGAGAAGAGGAUCAAUUCUUAUAACUGUUGAAAACAGUUUAUUUUUUUUUUUUUGGUAAGAACACUCUCAUGUCAUACUAAAUAUACUUUCCCACAUUUUUUGUAGACAAUGUAUUAACACUAAAUGUGUCUCUUUGUAUCCAGGUUAAAUGUCUAAUGGAUAACUUACUGUAUGAAAAUCAUGAUACUUGCAUUGGGCUUUGUUUUAUGUUUUUCUUUUUUCAGUUUUGCAGUUCAGUAUAAAUCGUGCCUAAGAAUACUUACUGUAUUGGACAAAGCCUUAGCUGUGUAGUCUUUUGAGUCGUGUGUGUAAAAAAAAAAAAAAAAAAAAAAAAACCUUGAGGUGCUACAGAUAUAGAAUCCUAUAUUAUAUUAUUGUACUCUCAUAAUAGCCCUCAAGGUCUUUUGAGAAAUCGUUUACUAGCGCUUUCUCCACAGCUUUCAUGUGAGUCUUGGCGCUUGGCUGAAAAGCAUUAGCAACGCUCUUGAGAUGCAGUUGGCUCAUUUAAAUUGUGUGUACGUUGUCUACGGUAACAAGCUCUGGUUAAAAUGUAUUUUUUAAACGGUAAGGUAUUUUAAAACUUUGGAAUACAGUACAGGGUGAAUAAGUAACCCCUGUGGAUGAAACAGGGAACAGUAUUUAAUAUAAUCAACUACUAGGGCAUCCAUGAAAUCAUGAUAGUCUUAAAUACACUGAGGUUUAUGUAACACAUUGUAUCUCUAUGCAGUCUUGGUUUGCCAUUUCAAUCCUUUUGCAACCUAAUAAGAAAAGUUAUUUGACUGCCAAUAUUUAUUGAUUUAAUACAGUGAAGUAUGAAGUUGUUUAACUGAAUGCUGUCCAAAUGAAAGUUUCACAGUAACCCUCCAAUCUGCAUGCUUCACAACCCUGUCAGUGUAAUGCAACAAGAACAAUAGCACUGUAUUUAUGGUUUUUCUUUGUUGCUUGUAUUCAGCGGCUGUAAAUGGGCCCAGUUAAGUGGGUUUUAACAAUACCUUUCAAUUACCCACUGUUCUGCUGUAUAUGUAUUAUCAUUGAGCCUUCGGGAUUAUAAGCUUUUACAUAGGCAGCCUUUUGACAGUGGAAAUUACAGAAAAGAACAGUUUUAUGUAAUUGAAGAACUGGGUUAAGAUACUCUUCAAUAGGAAAGAGCCACCAUUAGAUAACAAUUACUCCAUUUUCCACCAUAUGCUGUACCCCUGUCUUAUAUAUAUUGCCAUGAAAUUGGUACAGGGUGUUCAAAUGAGCCAUUACUGUCUUUACAUGUAGGUUCCUUGUGCCAGGAUGAAGGCUGAAUCUGUUGUUCAGAAUGAAAGAAUGGAGGUGUGUGUACCAGUGAGUGACCAUUUGCUGUAAUUGUAUGGUUUCAUUGAUAAAAUUUGGGCAUUUGUACCGUUGGCGGAUGACAAAACUACUAGAUAAUUGCAAUAUUAAUAGCAGGCAUCACUGUAAUUAAAUGCUGCGAGUUUAUAUUCCUUCUAUUAGAUUAGAAAGGCAUGUUAAGAUAAUUACCUUUUUUUUAAAAUACACAUGUUAUGUAAUUACCUCAGUUGUCAUAGUAUUUUUCUUAAUGAGUACUAGACUACUGUAAACCCUUUAAUAAGACUUAAUUAGCGAGUCUUAUCUUUUCAGAAAGAGCUUUUUUUUUUUUUUUUUUUUUUUGAAUUUUUCCUUUUUUGUUUUUUUUACAUUAGGCAUUUGCAUUCCUAUUUGCAUAGAAAUUUAACAGCUGUUUUUUUUUUUUUUUUUUACUUUUUUAAAUGGGUAAAUAAUAGUCUAGAUUACACUGGUCAGAAAGUGUCACCUGCUUGGGGUUUGUUUCACUGCUGAUCUGUAGCUGUGUGGCAACUGUGAUUUCUCUGUCAUGCCGAUAGUAUAAUUAUCUUAAUCUAAAUAAUCUAAGCCAUAUGCAUUUUAAUAAUACUGUUCUGCAGUGGUGGUUUCAUUUUUUUUUUUUAAAUCUGAUAUUCCUUUUGAGAUUAUUUUGAAAACCAUACCAUGAUCUUUCCAAAAAAAAAAAAAAAACCCUACAUUCACUGGGAUUGCAGGAGUUUGAAUAAACAAAUGCCAUCAGUGGUCUAUUGACAGCAGCUUUUCACAGGGUGAAAAAGUCAUAGCUAACUGGCUUGUUUCUGAAUAAUAAUCUAUGACCUUAAAAAAAGCACACACCUAAAGAUCUUGCCUUUGGGGACUAUUAUAACCAUUAUCCUCACUGUUGAACGUAAUGGAGGAAUCCCACUGUCAAUAUAUUUUAUUAUGUGUUUCUUGUGGAUUGAUGAUGCACACAGAAUAAUGAACACAUAUGUUUCAGAGUGUCAUUUUAUGCUGUACUAUACUGGGGAACCUCCCACUGACCGAUGAGAUUAAAUUUAAAGUAAUUAAUUAAAAAGUAAUUAAAGUACCCUUGGCCAGUUUCAUUCAGGAUUAGGGUGCAUGUCCUUUCCCUCAUUAUUGUUCCUAUUGGUUUAUUGAUUAUUGAUUCAGAGUGAUUAUAUUUGGACUCAAGUCAUUCUAGGUGUGAAAUGUUGGUCCACCAGGUGGCGCUAUGCAAAACAAUCAAUCAGUCUUCAUUUUAUAUAGCGCCUUUCAUAGUGGACCGCCAUCACAGAACGCUUUCCAAGAUGCAGUAAAAAAACAACAAAAAACAAUGCAUAAUACAUUAACAACAACAUUCAAGGGGAAGUGAUUGGAAAUAGCAUGAGGAGAAAGGAAAAAAAAAAACAUGUUAGUUUUGUAACUCAUUGGUGACGAAAGAAGGCGGCAAAAAAUCUACUUUUUUUUAUGAUUUAGAGGAUUUUAUCUGUUGUAUCGUCUUACUUGAUAAAGUAUUGUCACAUUGCUGUGGAUCUUGUGCCCAAUGAGAUAAAACAGAAGUAUCUGCAUUUUUGUAUUGUUAUUUCACAUAAACCUGAGACGUACUAUUUACAUUUAUAAAAGGGAAAUUAAAGUAUAAACAUGUGGGGGCCUAUAAAGGGGAUUCAGUGUUUAUGAAGGGAGUAGCAGAUAAUGAAAGGAGAUGUGUGGUAGCCCUAGGUGACUCACAGUCUAGUCAUAUGAAAGAUAUUAACCCGUUUUUUGGUAGCCUGCCAAGCAAAGCUGAUUUUAUGGAAAAAGCUUUUAAAAAAAAAAAAAAAAAAUUAUUUAGUUUAUUUACUGUACUAAAUACUAUUCUAAAGUUGCUCAUAGUUUUGUAGAGUAACACGAAUACAAGAGUUUAAGAUGUUUUUUUCUUUCUCCACUUUAUAUAGUUCGAUGAAAUGUUUACAGAUUUCCAUGUAAAGUAAAAUUGUACACUAAAGUGGGCUGCAUAUGUGGUCCCUCCAGAUUACAUGAUCAAGCCCUUUAAAAUAGGGUUAUGCUUGCUGGAGUUAUUUACAGUAUAUAUUUUUUUUAUACACAAUACUAUUAAAUAAAAUAUAUUUAUUAAAAGUGUCUGGUUGUUAAAAUACUACACAGGUCAUGUAUCUACCACUUGCUUCUAAUAUUGUACCAGCUACAGUGUAGCUUUUCUUCUGGUUCAAUAUAUACUGUAGAUUAUUAACAAACUGAUGCCAGUGUGGGGAGGUUAGACCAUCACACUGAGAGGAUCUCAAGCUCAUAUAAGUACCUGAGAAAUGUGAGCCUGUGUGUUUUAACAAGAAUGAUUGAAGGUCACGGCAUCUUUUUCUUAAGUAACUCGAGCAAAAAGCGGGGCUUUAAGGACGAAUCGCAUUUUCAAUAAUAAAAGGGUUAGAGUAAAGAACCCUUUAUUACUCUAUGGAUUUAAUGUCAUUUGUGACCAAUUUACAAGACACAACCUAAUCUAGCUUAGGAGUUGAUGCUGGGCUCCAGACACAGAUGAAGGGGAAUUUAAUAGAAUGAAAUCCAAAAAGAGGAGCACCUCAACCACCCCCCUUCUAGGAACAGUUGGGCUUUUGAGAAUCAGUCAGUAAAUGUGUUUAGAAAACUGCUAAAGGCCAGAGUGAAUUUAUAGCCUGUGCAGGACUAAUGCAUUGCUGUUCAGUGAACAGGGUGCAUAUUACAGGAAAUAAAGAGUGCUUGAGAAAAAACUGAAAAUCCAACGUAUUAACUUGCUGGUCCGCCUUGCAUUUCACCUGGAAAGAUAGUAAUUUGUGUUUCUAGUGUAAAAAGGCAUGGCUAAGGCUGCCCAGGGGCCCUAUACUGUCACAUGGAGUGAGUCAUGUGAGCAUGGUUUGAUUCCUGCUCACGCCAAGUUGCCAGUCUUGUAUUGGGGGAGAAACCGUGGCGAUAGUUUCUUUCACCACCCUCCAGGCUCCCAACAUGCCCAGGCCGAGACCUCUGAGGCUGGGCCUUUGCCUUCAGGGUUCUGAUUGGUUAG